AUGCAAUCUAAUUCUUGGUGGUCCUCGUCUUCGGAGGAAGAGGAGAUGUUUUACGCAAACAUUGUGCUAAGGGCGACGAAGAAGAGGAAGAGGUCUCGUCCGAAAGGAGUGCACAAGAAAUUGGUGAACGAUUAUUUUUCGGAUGCACCCUUUUACAAUGCCAAGAUUUUUAGACGUAGGUUCCGAAUGAGUCGCCGGUUAUUCACAUGCAUUGCGGAUGAUUUGGCGGGGGAAGACCCGUUUUUCACGCAACGAUACGAUGCUCGUGGUUAUGAAGGGUUCACCACGUUACAAAAGUGUACCGCGGCCAUUCGCCAACUGGCGUACGGGACAGUGGUCGACGCUUUAGACGAGUACUUACAGAUGUCAGAAAGAACUACGCGGGAAUGUUUGUAUCGGUUUUGCGAAAAUGUGGUGCAACUCUAUAGCAAAAAAUAUUUGCGGAAACCAAACGCGUAUGAUGUUCAACAGUUGUACCAAGCUCAUGAAGCACGGCAUGGCUUUCCGGGAAUGCUCCGUAGCAUUGAUUGUAUGCAUUGGGCAUGGUAUAACUACCCGAAUACGCGGCGAGGCCAAUAUACGCGAGGCGAUCACGGCCAUCCAACUUUCAUACUUGAGGCCGUGGCAUCACAAGAUUUGUGGAUCUGGCAUACUUUCUUUGGCCUCCCCGGUUCACUUAACAACCUUAACGUGAUAUACCAAUCAGCGACCUUCAGCGACGUCGUAAAUGGGACCGGUCCGGACACUAGUUUUUCAGUUUCUUGGGUUGAGUAUAGGCGCGAUUAUUAUCUUGCUGACGGAAUAUAUUUGUCUUACUCUACAAUUGUCAAGACUAUUCCAUAUCCAGAGGACGAAAAAAGAAAAAAUUUGCCAAGGGUCAAGAAGCGGCAAGAAAAGACAUCGAACGUUGUUUUGGUGUUCGACAAUAAAAAUGGGCCAUCAGUGAACAACCGGCACGUGCGUUCACACCGAAGAGACGAAGGUAGGGCGAUUUGUGAGUAUAAUGAGAAUACAUCUAUCGGCAAUACUGUCCCGGUAGAUCCGGCGCAACAGGAUUUAAACUCGUUCUCGCUAACCAACGAUUUCACGUAUGCAAACCAUCAAACGAAUUUGGUAGAACAUAUAUGGAACAAUGCAAACGACGGGGACGGUGACGAAGACGAUAACGAGUAG
Helianthus annuus (common sunflower) is the source of this 1173-nucleotide messenger RNA. RefSeq lists its product as uncharacterized. The record is from RefSeq and is a predicted model, not a curated record. The coding region runs from base 1 to 1173 and encodes 390 amino acids. Lineage: Eukaryota; Viridiplantae; Streptophyta; Magnoliopsida; Asterales; Asteraceae. The transcript has 3 exons.